Engraulis encrasicolus (European anchovy) is the source of this 2614-nucleotide messenger RNA. It is a transcript of the gene kif9, whose product is annotated as kinesin family member 9. Gene Ontology annotation, molecular function: ATP hydrolysis activity; microtubule binding; microtubule motor activity. Lineage: Eukaryota; Metazoa; Chordata; Actinopteri; Clupeiformes; Engraulidae. Gene Ontology annotation, biological process: microtubule-based movement. Gene Ontology annotation, cellular component: kinesin complex; microtubule. The transcript is spliced from 21 exons. Bases 110 to 2443 code for a protein of 777 amino acids. The record is from RefSeq and is a predicted model, not a curated record.
UUCGGAACCCACGCUGAAAUCAUGGCAUUCUUUUGCAUUGGCAAAUAACUCACAAUCCAGAUCUAUGUUUUCUUGAUUUCUAACGCAUAGAAAUCUUUACUCAGAAGCCAUGGGUGACUCUGGCACUGAAGUGAAGGUUUUUGUGCGAAUUCGGCCGACUGCUCACUUCGCUCAGGAACUCAUCGAUUUCUCUCCAGAUGGGCAGACAGUCAAUAUUCAGCAAAAGAGAGAUACUAAAAGAGGGGUGGUGAACAACCAGUUGUGCGCCUGGUCCUUCCGCCUGAGUGGAGUCCUUCAUGAUGUUUCCCAAGAGAACGUAUACAACACGGUGGCACAUGAUGUUGUCAUCGGAGCACUGGAGGGCUACAAUGGAACAAUCAUGUGCUGCGGGCAGACUGGGGCAGGGAAGACCUACACCAUGACAGGAGCCAAUGAGAGCUACAAGCAAAGAGGCGUCAUCCCUAGAGCCAUUCAGCAGGUCUUCGGUGAGGUGGAGAACCGCAGCAACUACUUGUUCACAGUUCACCUGUCCUACAUGGAGAUCUACAAUGAGACACUUGUGGACCUGUUGUCCUCGGUGCGCGGGAGCAAGGCAUCGCCAGGGGGCCUGUCUGUGGUGGAGGAGCCUCGAGGGGCCGUGUCUGUCAAGGGCCUCUCCUUGCACCUGGUCCACAACGAGGAGGAGGCCCUCAACCUGCUCUUUGAGGGGGAGAUGAACCGCAUUAUCGGAUCACAUGCCAUGAACAAGAACUCAUCCAGGUCCCACUGCAUAUUCACCAUUUACAUUGAGUCUCGCUCCCGCACUUACUCAGAGGCCAGGUACGUCACCUCCAAACUGAACCUCGUGGACUUGGCUGGAUCAGAGAGACUGGGCAAAACUGGGUCGGAGGGUCAGACGCAGAAGGAGGCCAUGAGCAUCAACAGGUCCUUGUCCUUCCUGGAGCAGGCCAUCCUGGCGCUGGCUGACAGGCGGAGGGAGCAUGUGCCCUUCAGGCAGAGUAAACUCACCCACGCCCUCCGAGACUCUCUGGGGGGCAACUGUAAAACAGUCCUGGUAGCCAACGUCUAUGGUGAGGCCGGCCAGAUCGAUGAAACACUGUCCACACUGAGGUUUGCCAGCAGGAUGAAGUGUGUCAAGACGGAGCCUGCCGUCAACGAACACAUAGACCCUGUAGUGCAGAUGAAGACACUACAGAAGGAGAUACAGCUUCUGAAGCUGGAUCUGGCUUCCAACAACAACGUGCCAAACCGGAUAACAACAGCCACUGAGACGAUCACAGAGACACAGAUGGCAGAGAUUCAAGACCAGGUGCAACGAUUCCUGGAUGGCAGUCUGGAAGAGAUCAGUAUUGUGAACAUCAGACAGGUGAAGGAAGUGUUUAAACAGUUCAAGUUGGCUCUUCAGCAACAGGAGCAGAAAGUCCGAGAGGAGCUGAGUCAGAACUACAACCUGGUGGAGAAAACCCAGAACAACCAGGGAGCCCUCCCAGCCAAGGCGAAAGGCUCCCAGGGCACGGCUGGGGAGAUGGACGGCCAUGGCUUUGGGGUGGGGGUGGCCUCCUCGCCCCAGAGGAAUAUCGACGGCCAGGUCUCCGGCAGGAGCAAGACCAGGAAAGCCAAAGACAACCAAGGUGGCAAGCAGGCGGACGGUAAAGCUGCGACUACCCGCAGGAGUUUGGAAGCUCUCAUUCAGGAGCAGCAGGCGGCAGCAUCUCCUCGUCCCUCACAAGGAGUCAAAGAGUCGCCGCCACCUAAGGGCGAGGCCUUUGAGAGCUUCAAGGCGGAGCGGGGGAGCGAGCUGAACCGCAUCCUGCGGGACAACAAGGCCGUGCUGAGCCAACGCCGGAACCGCCUGCGCCAGCUCACCGACAGCGUCAACACCACCAAGCGGCAUAUCGACCAGACUGCCACCGCCCUGCGACAGAGCCAGGAGAGGAGGAACAGCCAGGGUCACUUUGUGGGCUCGGAGGGGGAGCCGGUUCUGGACGAGACGGAGGUGGGCCUGGUGCUGAAGCUGCGCGACCUGAAGGCCCAGUACCGCCAGGACUACCAGGAGCUGGGCAGCACCCGGGCAGAGGUCAACUACUGCCAACACCUGGUGGACCAAUGCCGCAUACGUCUGCUCACAGAGUUCGAGAGUUGGUACAGUGAGUCCUUCCUGCUGCCAGAGGAGGUGAAGGAGGUGCUGCGGACAGGAGGCAGCAUCCCACCAGGCCUGAUACCUGUGGAGAAAGCCCUCGCCCUGGAGGAUGACGAGCAGGAUCACUUUGAGCGCAUGCGUUACAAGAUGCUGUCAGAGAACCCAAGUGCUUUCUCAUUCUACAACGCCCAUCUGCAAACAGCGAAGAGGAGGAGCGGUAAAGGAGUCCAACGUGAAAGCCCCAGACGAAACUGCACCGCUGUCAGCAAAAUGAAGUUGCCCCCCAUCCUCUCCGUCAGUUAGAGGAGGAAGGGGGCGUGAGUGACCCCUCUGCUACUCAUGCAGAUGCACGCCCACCCUCAUUAUCCUCACUGGACUUGUUCAUUCCACUCAAUACGGCACACAUGUACCACUUUAUCAACCACUCGAAUAGCCUUGAACUUAUGAAAUAUAGCAUUGAUACCACUCACUGUA